AUGGAUGUUGAAAAGAAUAGCAGUUCAAUGAUAUGUUCUCAACAUAAUGAGCAACAUAGAGCGAUAUGUUUUGGUUGUAGUAGAUUAAUGUGUUCAAGAUGUAUUGUUACUCACAACAAGAUUCAUCCUGAUCAUUGUCAAUUGUGUGAACAUAUCGAUGACAUUAAAGAAUCAUUGAAUAAUAUUAAAGAGGUUAAUGAGGAGAGCUUAACAGAAAAUAAUAAUGAUAAUGAUAUUAAUAAUGAUAGCGAUCAACACUCUACAUUUAUCAACAAAAGAUUAGAUUCCAUUUGGAAAUCGUUAAGAUCAUCAACAACUAAAUAUAAACGCUUAAAAUUAGUAGAGAGUGAGAUCUCUAAACACUUUGAACAAAUACACCAAUAUCUAAUCAUAGAAGAGCACAGUUUAAAGAAACCAAUCAUAAGUGACUUAGAUUUCAUUGGCAAACAAAUACAAAGUAAUGUUGAUGAAGUAAAGCAUAUCAAUAAUAUAAUAGAAAUAUAUAACUACAAUCACAAUGACGAUGAAGAGAUGCAGUGCAAUAGCCAAGAAUCAGAUAUAGAACAAUCAACAGAUACUGCAGAUAGUUAUUCUUUAGCAUCCAUAGUCGAUUCUAUAUCGAACAACUCAUCAUUACAAUCGUUCAUCGAUGAUAAUCGAACAACAAUAUUCGAUCAGCAUAAUAGUGAUCUUUUAAAAGAACUUCUUAAACAACACAACAAUGAUACAACAUCUUUAUUAUUUGAUAUCAUUCAAAAAUACAGUAAUCAAUUUAGAUCUAUUUAUACAGCCAACACCACCAACAAUGAUCAACACACCGAUUUAAAAAAUAAUAAUGAAUACCAACUCUGUGUCACGAUACCUAAUUAUGAUAAAUUAAUCGAUGUCGUUCAUCAAUCAAUCAAAACUUUAGCGACAUCAAUGGCCGCCAAUGGUGUUAUCGUUGAAGGCCACAAUGAGUACUCAUCACUUACCGAACUGGAGCGCAAAGAGAAGAACAAAUCGAUCAAUCAAGUAAUCAAGACCACACCUCUAAAUUUGGAUGACAGGUGGUAUCUCAUAUGUAAACCAUGGUAUGAUAAGUGGGAGUCAAACAUCUACACAACAGAGCAUCUAGGUCCCAUUAUUAACGAUACUUUACUCAUCACCGACACAACACAUCUCAGAUUGAAUGCCAUCGUAGAUCAAGACUUUGUCGUUGUUCCAGAGUCAACAUGGGACUACUUUUUAAAGUCAUAUGACUGCCCAACCAUUAUAGUCAGAACAGUUGUUGGAACUGAAAUUUUACUUCAAAUAGACUAUAAUUAUCCCAAAUGCUUGAAAUUUUUCAAAUCUUCACAACCAGCAAGAAUUAUUGAGCAUUAUGUUACUAAUUCUGAAAAAAUUUCUGCUGUCAAAGAUAAAGUAUGUAAACUAUUUAAUAUUCAUCCAGAAAAUGUAAGAGUUUGGGAUUAUUAUCACAAUAAUAAAUUUAAAGAGUUGAAUAAUGAUGAAAAGGUUGCAAACUCUAAUUUGUUCGAAGACCAACUUAUGAAGUUUAGUAACAAUGUAGUUUUACUUCCAUUCCGUAGAAGAACAAUCAAGUUCAAUGUAGAAACCAAAUCAAAUACCUAA
Messenger RNA from Heterostelium album PN500, 1614 nucleotides. Its product is annotated as DUSP domain-containing protein. Gene Ontology annotation, molecular function: zinc ion binding; cysteine-type deubiquitinase activity. The record is from RefSeq and is a predicted model, not a curated record. Lineage: Eukaryota; Evosea; Eumycetozoa; Acytosteliales; Acytosteliaceae. The transcript has 3 exons. Bases 1 to 1614 code for a protein of 537 amino acids.